Messenger RNA from Larimichthys crocea (large yellow croaker), 3332 nucleotides. RefSeq names its product zgc:136908. The transcript is spliced from 18 exons. Lineage: Eukaryota; Metazoa; Chordata; Actinopteri; Sciaenidae. The coding region runs from base 379 to 2805 and encodes 808 amino acids. Gene Ontology annotation, biological process: mitotic spindle disassembly; retrograde protein transport, ER to cytosol; autophagosome maturation. The record is from RefSeq and is a predicted model, not a curated record. Gene Ontology annotation, cellular component: cytosol; nucleus; VCP-NPL4-UFD1 AAA ATPase complex. Gene Ontology annotation, molecular function: ATP binding; polyubiquitin modification-dependent protein binding; ATP hydrolysis activity.
AUGCGUGAAAGUGUGUGUGUUUGUGUGUGUGUGCAUGAUGGGGUUACAAAUAAGACAGGGAAGCAGAUGGGUAUUUUUAUACCUCCACUGAUAAACAGGCACGGUGCAGCUCCCACAAACAUGGUGGUUCAAGGCAACAGAGGGGGGAAAAAAGACUGAGACUAUGAGAAUUUCUGGGCUCCAGGAAGACUAAAACCACACCAGAACAGGUCAGGUCGGGCAGAACCAGAAACCUUUGGCAGUGAUCACAGCAGAAAUACAAGACCGUACAAGAUUAGUUCCUGAAUGUACCACAGUAAACAACUGCAGACGACAGUGAGGGACCAGACUGAAAAACUGAGGAUAUCUGAAAUCUGACGAGACAAAAGGAGAGCAGUCAUGCCGGGCUCAGGAGGAGCAGACCCAAAGGGAGAAGAUUUCUCCACUGCCAUCCUGAAACAGAAACACAGACCCAACAGGCUUAUUGUGGACGAAGCCCUCAAUGAAGACAGUAGCAUUGUCAGCCUGUCGCAGAAUAAGACAGAGGAGCUGCAGCUCUUCCGGGGCGACACAGUGGUGUUGAGAGGGAGGAAGCGUCGCCAAACAGUGUGUAUCGUCCUGACUGAUGACACCUGUGGGGAUGAACGAAUCUACAUGAAUCGUGUGACGCGUAACAACCUGCGUGUCCGGCUCGGUGAUGUCGUCAGCAUUCAUGCUUGCCCUGAUAUUAAGUAUGGGAAAAAGAUCCAUGUCCUCCCAAUAGAUGAAACCAUUGUGGGCCUGACGGGAAACCUCUUUGAUGUUUUCCUCAAACCAUAUUUUCUGGAGGCUUACCGACCCAUACAUAAAGAUGACAUCUUCUUGGUGAGGGGGAGCAUGCGGGCGGUGGAGUUCAAGGUGGUAGAAACUGACCCCAGCCCUCACUGCAUCGUCGCCCCGGACACUGUCAUCUACUGUGAGGGAGAGCCAAUCAAGAGAGAGGACGAGGAGGAGACAGUGAAUGACAUCGGCUACGACGACAUCGGAGGCUGUCGGAAACAGCUGGCCCAGAUCAAAGAGAUGGUGGAGCUUCCUCUCAGACACCCCGGCCUUUUUAAGGCUAUAGGAGUGAAGCCCCCAAGAGGGAUCCUGCUGUACGGCCCUGCAGGCACAGGGAAGACCCUGGUGGCCCGGGCUGUAGCCAAUGAAACUGGUGCCUUCUUCUUCCUCAUCAAUGGUCCUGAGAUCAUGAGUAAGCUGGCUGGAGAGUCAGAGAGCAACCUAAGGAAGGCGUUUGAGGAGGCAGAGAAAAACGCUCCAGCCAUCAUCUUUAUUGAUGAACUGGACGCCAUCGCUCCCAAGAGAGAAAAGACCCAUGGGGAAGUGGAGAGGCGUAUAGUCUCCCAACUCCUGACCCUGAUGGAUGGCCUGAAGCAAAGAGUGCAUGUGGUUGUCAUGGCAGCUACAAACAGACCAAACAGCGUGGACUCUGCUCUGAGGCGCUUUGGUAGGUUUGACCGUGAGAUUGACAUUGGAAUCCCUGAUUCAACUGGCAGACUGGAGAUCCUGCAGAUUCACACCAAAAACAUGAAACUGGGUGACGACGUCGACCUGGAGAAGAUAGGCACAGAGACGCAUGGUCAUGUAGGCGCCGACCUGGCUGCUUUGUGCUCAGAAGCUGCUCUGCAAGCCAUCCGCAAGAAGCUGAUCCUCAUAGACCUGGAGGACGAUUCCAUCGACGCUGACCUGCUCAACUCACUGGCUGUCACUAUGGAUGACUUCCAAUGGGCACUGAGUCAGAGCAACCCAUCAGCUCUCAGAGAAACCGUUGCUGAGGUGCCUCAGGUGACCUGGCAGGAUAUCGGAGGACUGGACGAGGUCAAGAGGGAACUUCAAGAGCUCGUCCAGUACCCUGUCGAGUAUCCAGACAAGUUCCUGAAGUUUGGUAUGACUCCAUCUCGUGGAGUGCUGUUCUACGGCCCUCCAGGCUGUGGGAAGACCCUAUUGGCUAAGGCCAUUGCUAAUGAGUGCCAAGCAAACUUUGUCUCCAUCAAAGGACCAGAGAUGCUGACCAUGUGGUUCGGAGAAUCAGAAGCCAAUGUCAGAGAUGUGUUUGACAAGGCCAGACAGGCGGCCCCCUGCAUCCUGUUUUUCGACGAGUUAGACUCCAUCGCCAAAUCCAGAGGAGGCGGAGCUGGGGAUGCAGGUGGUGCAGCUGACAGAGUCAUUAACCAGAUACUCACAGAGAUGGACGGCAUGUCGGACAAAAAGAAUGUUUUCAUUAUUGGCGCCACGAACAGACCAGACAUCAUAGAUGCUGCCAUCCUGAGGCCGGGCCGUUUAGACCAGCUCAUCUACAUCCCACUCCCAGACAAAGCAUCUCGCACAUCAAUCCUAAACGCCAACCUGCGCAAGUCCCCUGUCGCACGAGAUGUGGACCUGGAAUACCUGUCUGGCAUCACAGAUGGUUUCUCUGGAGCUGACUUGACAGAGAUCUGCCAGCGGGCUUGUAAGCUGGCCAUCCGUGAGGCCAUCGAGGCCGAGAUCAAGGCUGAGCGUCAGAGGCAGAACAGACCAGGCAUCCCCAUGGAUGAGGACUUUGAUCCAGUCCCAGAGAUCAGGAAGGACCAUUUUGAAGAGGCGAUGCGAUUUGCACGUCGCUCUGUCAGUGACAAUGACAUCCGCAAAUAUGAAGUGUUUGCUAAAACUUUGCAGCAGAGCCGAGGUUUUGGAAACUUCAGGUUCCCUUCAGCUACUGGUACCCGGUCUGGAGAUCAGGGGUCAGGUUCUGGAUCAGGGAGGCCGAACAUGUAUGGAGAUGAAGGCAGUGAUGAUCUCUAUCAGUGAUAAAAACUCAUUGUAUAGUUGAACAGCUGCACAAUGCUUUCCUUUUCCACUACGGUGCUUGGCUUCCUUGGAGAAAUGUUAGCAGAAGAAUAAUGGGAGUGGAAAUGGCAAAAUACAAAGGAAAACAUACUGUAAUAAUAAUUAUAAGGAAGACUUUUAAACACACAGGAAAUAACAUGAAUCAAACAAAGAAAUCAGAUGAAAAAUGUCUGUCUAUAAUCUAUGUUAUAAUAUUGAUUUCAAUGCCAUAAUCAUAAUAACAUUAAAUCUUUGGGUUUUAACACACUGUAAUCUGUUUGCACAAUGAUAUUUAUGUAAGUUGUUUGUAUGUGUGAGUUUAAAAUGUGAUGAAUAAAUUUAUUUGUAUAACUCUAUGAUCACUCUGACAAGGUUUAGCCUGGAAUACCGGUUGCAUAUGCAGUUUAUAGAACUCGGAGGCCUUCACUAAAGGUCCAGGGUUUAAGAUUUAGGAGUAAUCUAUUGACAGAAUUUGUCAAAAAACAGGAUAGUUGUUUUGUAGAAUGAGC